UAUCCUAGCCGACCAUUUUUCCAAGAGCAAAAUCAACAGCAUUUUUACCAAGUACAUGGAUAAAUAAUGCACCAUAAGGAACAAAAUUGAUUUGCCACUGCAAAAUGUGAGAGCUCUAAAUUCACCAAACAUAUAAAUCAAAAUAAACACAAUAAAAUACCUUUACUUUCCAAAGCUUUGCACCUGGAAAACCAAUCGUCUUUAGAUAGACUUUGAUCCCCUUGAAAGCUGGGAAAGCAACAGAACCCAUAAACCUAGAGUUUCUUUGAUCCAUUUUGGGAUGGUAACUCUGAUGGUGGUUGCUCUUGUUUAGCUCUAUGUGUAUUUGGAAUAGUGUUCUGUCAGUCUCCAGUUGAUUCCAUUUUAUGCCAUACAAAGAUACAGGUAUACCUGAGGAUAUGGCACAAGCACAGGAAGCUAAGGAGAGUCCACAACUUUUAAGUUGUGAUGCUUAUUUCGAGAACAUCCAGUCGAGGAAAAAACUACCACGAUCCUUGCAGGAGUCUCUAACAGCUGCAUUUGCAAGGAUUCCAGUUUCAUCUUUCCCUGAAGUACUUGGGGGCAAAGUGGUUGAAAUUCGGGGUGAUGCAAUAAUUGCAGAGGCAGUUAAAACUCUAUCUCACUGCAACAUUUUGUCUGCCCCUGUGAGGAACCCAGAUGCAGGAACCAGUUUGGAUUGGAGAGAGAGGUACCUAGGAAUCAUAGAUUACUCAGCGAUCAUACUUUGGGUGCUAGAGAGUGCGGAGCUUGCUGCAGUUGCUUUUUCUGCCAGUACUGCUACCGCUGCUGGAGUAAGUGCAGGGGCGGUUGGAGCACUUGGAGCACUAGCAUUGGGAGCAACAGGGCCUGCUGCUGUUGCUGGAAUAACUGUUGCUGCAGUUGGGGCAGCGGUGGCUGGUGGAAUGGCUGCUGAUAGAGGGAUGGGGAAAGAUGCUCCCACUGCUGCUGAUCAUUUGGGAGAGGAGUUCUAUAAAGUUCUCUUUCAAGAAGAACCUUUCAAAUCAACCACAGUACAGUCCAUACUGAAAUCAUAUCGCAGUGCUCCCUUCCUUCCAGUUGCAACAGAUAGUUCUAUGUUGAGCGUCUUAUUGCUACUCUCCAAAUAUAGAAUGAGGAAUGUACCUGUAAUCGAACCAGGCCAACCUUUUGUUAAGAACUACAUUACACAAUCUGCAAUUGUUCAGGGCCUUGAGAGAUGCAAAGGGAGGGAUUGGUUCGAUUGUAUUGCAGCACAUCCUAUUUCUGAUUUAGGACUUCCUUUCAUGUCUCAUAAUGAGGUUGUUACCAUCCAGAGCAAUGAGCUGAUUCUGGAGGCUUUCAAGAAAAUGAAAGACAAUAAAAUUGGUGGCCUUCCUGUGGUAGAGGGCCCAAGGAAGAAGAUUGUUGGGAAUGUAAGCAUAAGAGAUAUCAGAUUCUUGCUGCUCAAUCCAGACCUCUUCUCCAAUUUCAGGCAGCUCACUGUGAUGGAUUUCAUGACCACUAUUGCUUCUACAACUGAAGAAGCAGGGAACGUUAUCCAACCAAUGACAUGCCAUCUAAAUUCAGCUCUUGGUAGUGUGAUCCACACUCUUGCUGCCAAGUCAGUUCACAGGAUUUAUGUAGUAGCUGGCCAAGAAGAUGAAGUUGUUGGUGUCAUAACACUCAGAGAUGUGAUUUCUUGCUUCAUCUUUGAACCUCCUAACCAUUUUGGCAACUACUUUGGCUUUACUGUGAAAGAAAUGUUAAAUAAGUGAUGCUUCUGUGGUCAAA
Vitis riparia (riverbank grape) is the source of this 1749-nucleotide messenger RNA. RefSeq names its product SNF1-related protein kinase regulatory subunit gamma-1-like. The record is from RefSeq and is a predicted model, not a curated record. The transcript has 5 exons. NCBI's taxonomy places the organism in Eukaryota, Viridiplantae, Streptophyta, Magnoliopsida, Vitales, Vitaceae. The coding region runs from base 366 to 1733 and encodes 455 amino acids.